Molecule: messenger RNA, 618 nt
Organism: Tetrahymena thermophila SB210
Lineage: Eukaryota; Ciliophora; Oligohymenophorea; Hymenostomatida; Tetrahymenidae
Product: glutathione S-transferase, amine-terminal domain protein
Exons: 1
Biological process (GO): glutathione metabolic process
Molecular function (GO): glutathione transferase activity
Source: RefSeq, a predicted model, not a curated record
AUGAGUGAAUUAAUUUUGGGAUACUGGGGCCUUCCUUUAAAAGGACAACCUAUCAGAUACUUACUUGAAUUAGGCAAGUAGGCUUAUUAGGACAAAAAAUAUUCAAACAAAGAUGAGUGGUUUUAGCAAGAUAAGUUAAAUCUUGGACUCGACUUCCCUAAUUUACCUUACAUCAUUCAUGGAGAUGUCAAGAUGACAGAAUCUUAAAAUAUAGUCGCUUACAUCAUUGAUCUCACUAAGUAAACAAAUCUUUUGGGAGCAGAUAAAACCAAAUUCAAAAUUCAAAAUAUAGUCCUUUUCUGCAACGAUUUGAUUGGCUCAUUCAAGCCCAUCAGUAUGAAACAAGGCGAAGAAAGAACUUAAGAAAUCGAAAAGAUAUUGCCUAAGAUUAAAUUAUUAGAAAAAGAUCUCAAUAAAAAGGCCCAUUUCUUCAACAACUCUUUAACUUUGGCUGAUAUCUAUGCUUACUGCAUUAUUGAUAAUUUCUAACAAUUAGGUGGUGACUCCUACAAGCCAUUUGAGGAAUCAUUCAAAGCUUUCUUAGAUGCCUUUAGAAGUAUUCCCGAAAUCAAAGCUUACAUCGAGUCUGAUCGUUGUACUAGAUUCUAAUAAUAAUGA